AUGGCAGCUCGCGAGGACGUGGGUCUGGAGAAGAACGAGUGGGACGUGGACACCUGCGCCGACUGCGUCGGCUGGGUCAGGGCCCAUGCGCCAGCCGCGUCGGUCAGCGAGUUGGCGGGUGGGCUCGCGACCGGCAAGGGGCUGUGCAAGGACAUCGCGGACAUCAAUGACAAGAAGGCCCACUUCGCUGGUCAGGAUGUCACGGUGACGGACGACAUGAGCGUCCAAGUGGAGGUGCGCGACGACUGCGAGCUGCUUCGGCGCCAGGACUUCGUCGAUCUUUGCGGCAAGACGCCGAAGCAGGCUGGCGCCCGGCCCGUCGACGUCCCGACCGCGGACAACAUCUCGCAGAGCACGACCUCCUACCUGAACCCCUUGAACGCCAGGAAGCGCAUGGAGGUGAUCAGCAUGUUCGGCGUUAGAGUAUCUGAGAUGAAAAUGAGACCCAAUAUGCAUUGCUUCAACAAGCAACCUAGCCCCCUCAUGAAGUACGCCGCGAAGAACAUCUUCAAGAGGCACGCCGUCGCCCUUCUUGGUCGUGGGAAGCGCUUCUGGGGCAGCGGCGCCCAGGUGGCCGCCGAGCACGCCGCCGCGGGCGCCGGGCUAGCCAGGUCGGGUUCGUUCGCGGUUGCCGAGGCGGGCAGCGCCGAGAAGGGUGCUUCCAAGGGCGAUGGCGAGUCAUUCAUGCAGGAGUCGGACGACGAAGUCGAUCAACCCGAUGGCGACGAUGACCCCGGGCGCGCGGGCGGGGCGCUUUCAAUGGCCGCGCCUGUGACGGGCGUCGCGCCUGCGAAGGGCGCUCGCUCGCCCCCGAGCGCCGUCGUUUUUGCGGGGGGCCAGGUCCAGGCCGAGGGCCCGGCGCCGUGGAACAAGUACUUCGCGGGCGAGGAGAAGCACCUCGUCAGCCAGAUGAACAUCCUCUUGCCGAAGCUCGACGCGCACUCGGCGAGGAAGCUACGCCUCCACAAGACUGCCAUGCAGCAGUGCCGGGAGAUCGUGGACGGCUCGGCCCAGGCAGUGCCUUGCAACGAGUUCGCAGAACAAGUGAAGGCCUUGGUUCCCUCGGUCGGGGAAUGGCCGCAAGAACAUCACCGCGUGCUACUGGAGUGCAACCUGAACCACCACAUGGCGGAGUCCGCGAGGACGGGCGGGGAGGUCCACGCCGAGAAAGCUUUGGAAGUCGCAAAAUUGUUCACGGUCGGCGAGGGGAAGGAGGAGAGUUUCAACCCCCUGAAGCCCAUGCUGGCCCAGAGUUCCCUGUCGGAUUCCGAGCGGGCGGAUUUCUUCGUGAACGAGGUGUUCGGCAAGAAGGUCGCCGAGUGGAUCGAGGACGGGGUAAACGGGGGCCCCCUUAUUUCGACGUUUGCUCAGGUGGCCAUCAAGGCGAUGAAGAUCUCAGAGGGCGGCAACGUCGGUGAGAAGGCAUGCUACGCGCUGCGGGCGGCAACUCGUGCGCUGCAGGUUUACAACGACGCGGGCACGAGCUUGGAGGCGUCCGCGAAGACUGUCGCGGCCUCGUCUGCGUGGCAGACCGUGGAAUGCUGGGCAAUGGAAGAGGUUGGGCCGAUAAUUCAAGUAACCAUCGACAGCCUCUUCAGCAUCGUGGAGCCCACGGCUGCUAACGCCAAGAAGAUCGGUGCCAUCGUCGAGGCCAUCCCGCAUUGCCAUGCCAAAGGCGUGAAAGACCUCGCCGGGAAAUUGGAGUUCAAAGUCAACGAGAAGGCGUGCGAGCUCAUUUCCGCGGCCGCCAAGGCCGCUGCUGGCCUCGGCGAGUCAGGCAACGGCUCCGACCCGAGCAGCCUCGGCAUUGAGGACUUGAACGCGUCCGUCACUCUCGCGAGGAAGAUCACCCAGAACUGCGUGGAAACGGAGGCCUUCAUUCUCGCGAACAACGCCCUGCAGCUGAUCAAGGAUGAGGUUCGCGCGAGGGUCAAGGAAGUGGUCGAUUCGGUGAUCGAGUCACCUCGCGCCGCCGAUGCCACGAACACGGCCAACCUCACUCAGGUGGUUUCGUUCGUCUCCGCGAUGGUGCCUUUUGUCCCAGUCGACCACGAGAUGACCUACCAGAACAUCAACUCCGCGCUGAAGCUGUGCAAGGGCGUCAGUGCAAGUCUCGCUGCUUUGGGGGGCGUCGAGAUGACCGUGACCUGCUACGCUGGCAUGGAUGCGCAGAGGCUCCUGAGCGAACUCCAGCGGGGGCACCUGCGCCUGAAGAGUGGCACGAACGCGCUCGACAAGGCCCCGAAGGUCCUUGAGGCGCGCGAGCUCAUGUCGCAGGAGGCCGCCGAGAAGAGCGCCAAGGUCGCGAGCGACAUCGAGACCGCGACCGCAGACCAUAUCCAUAGCAUCACGAAGAAGGUCGCCUUCGCCAAGGAGAACGACUCCUCCAUCAGGAUGGCGAGCAUGCUGAGGGAUGCCGAGUCCGUGGCCGACGUCAAGAAGCAGACGCCCAAGGAGUUCCUCGAGGUCGACGCCGACUUAAUCGCGACGGCCGCCGUCACGAUGAAGAAGCGCGUGGGCGAGCGCGGCUCGUUUCUUCAGAGCUCCGAGCUCGGCGCCAACGAGUUCGCAGGCGAUGUGGGUAUCCCCUGCGACGGGGCGUUCGCCAUGGUUGGCGUUCAGAAGAUUCCGAGGCCGCUCAUGUGCGAGUCUGUGGCUAAG
This is a messenger RNA of Prorocentrum cordatum, 2661 nucleotides long. NCBI's taxonomy places the organism in Eukaryota, Dinophyceae, Prorocentrales, Prorocentraceae. The record is from the annotation of a GenBank genome assembly.